Messenger RNA from Zea mays, 386 nucleotides. Its product is annotated as ankyrin repeat domain-containing protein, chloroplastic. NCBI's taxonomy places the organism in Eukaryota, Viridiplantae, Streptophyta, Magnoliopsida, Poales, Poaceae. The record is from RefSeq and is a predicted model, not a curated record. Gene Ontology annotation, molecular function: protein binding. The transcript has 4 exons. The coding region runs from base 51 to 371 and encodes 106 amino acids.
UUGACGACAUUGAUGAGUUUUUUAGAAGUAGGGAAUAUGUUCAGGAUGAGAUGGAGGACAGCAAGAGUCCUAAGGGCCGUCAGAAGUUGUUCUCAAAUGAGGAGAAGAUUCUUCUGAACAAGCGAGUGCCUGAUCUGGAAACAGCUACUUCUAGUAAAUGGCUUCCACUUCACACCCUUGCUGCAUCCGGUGAUUUGUAUCUAUUGAAUAGCCUUUUAAAACAUAACGUGGACAUAAAUGCGCUUGAUAAGGAUGGCUUACCAGCGAUCCACAAAGCAAUUCUUUCAAAGAAGGCUGCUAUUAUCAAUUAUCUUUUAAGGAACUCAGCAAAUCCAUUCAUCCAAGAUAAGGUAAGUACAAACCUUUUUUAGCAUGCUUGUAAACAC